Molecule: messenger RNA, 1145 nt
Organism: Rhineura floridana
Lineage: Eukaryota; Metazoa; Chordata; Lepidosauria; Squamata; Rhineuridae
Gene: TIMMDC1
Product: translocase of inner mitochondrial membrane domain containing 1
Exons: 7
Coding region: 69-818 (249 amino acids)
Cellular component (GO): mitochondrion
Source: RefSeq, a predicted model, not a curated record
AAGGAAAAGGCGCCAGGAGAAGCGGAGGAGCCCAGCUCCAUUGAUUUCCGUCGCUUGGCGGCUUCGCCAUGGAUUCGCUCUCCCGAGCCUCGGCCGACGGAAGCGCUGGCCUGGCUCCCGCGCUGGCCGCGGAGCAGUCAGACGCGAGGCUUUGGCCUGUGGGUUGGCCGCCGCAGCCUUCGGACUCGGGAUGGGAAAGACUGCGGGAGGUCUUCCGCCGAGAUGAACAAAAUCAAUAUUCAGAAGAAAUUGUUAAUAUCAUCAAAGCAACAUUUUCAGGCGGUAUUAUUGGCUUGGUCUAUGGAGGUGUACCUGGUUUUAUAUAUGCCAAGAAACGGUACAUUGAACAAAGUGAAGGAGAGAUUUACCACAAUCGUCUGGAUGCUGCGCAAUCUGCACAUCGUGCAGCAGCCAGAGGUUUCAUCCGUUAUGGCUGGCGUUGGAGCUGGAGAGUUGCUGCCUUUGUAGCAAUAUUCAACACAGUGAGCGUUGGUCUGUCUGUGUACCGUGAUAAAAAUGCCCUCAGUCACUUUGCCAUUGCAGGAGCUUGCACAGGAGGCUUGUUCAGAAUGCACUUGGGCUUGAGAGGUUUGGCUGGAGGCAGCAUUUUUGGAAUGUUGUUGGGUUUACCUGCAGGAGCAUUACUGAUGUCAAUGCAAAAUCUUGCUGGCGAAACCUUGAUUGAGAGAAGAAAACGGGAGAGAAGGGAGCUAUAUGAACAGAAGCUGGCAGAGUGGAAUACCCGUCUCAUCAUCACUGAGAACAUCUCAAAAGAAACAGACGAUAUACUUCAGGAAGGAGCUUCCCCCAGAUCAUGAGUGGAAAUCAGCUGUCUUUGUAUUGUUACUCUUAACAAGUUUUCCUUAUGCCCUUACUACUCAGGACACAAACUCUCAAGAAAAGCACCUAGAUUCGGUCAGGUAAUAUCAGAGAAUGAAAAGAUCAACUUCAAAUGAAUUAAAGCUGCUUCUUUAAUUGGAGAGGAAUAAACCUGAAUACUUCUCUGGUUAUAUUAAGUUCAGAAUUCCCUUUUGAUGGGAUAUCCUGCCUGUGAUAACAUAGGAAUAUUAAAGAUGUCUUCAGGGAUGAGUUGGUAGGCUGAACAGUGGAGUGAACUCUAAAAUAAUAAAGGACUUCAAAAACAA